GCACAUUGGCUCUGAAGUUCGAGCAGAAGACACAGCACAACCGAUGACUCUCCAAAUUCAAGUCUAGCUGCGAGGGGCGAGACAAGUGCCUGAUCUCAUUGGAGAAUGAUGUUUAAGCACAUUUCUCUCUUCCCCCAUGCACCUUGUGUGGCUCUGGGUUUCGCCAUUGCUCGAAGACUUCUCCAUGGUGGACUGGUUAAAAUUCACCCAGAGGUCUCAGAAGCAAUAACCAACAAGAAGGCUGUGGUGGCUUUGGAGAGCACGAUCAUCACACAUGGCAUGCCACGCCCUCACAACCUGAAUACUGCUAAAGAGGUUGAACAGAUAGUGAAAGAACAUGGGGUGGUUCCUGCAACAGUUGGCGUUGUGAAAGGUAAGAUUCAUGUAGGAUUGUCAAACAACGACCUGCAGUACCUGGCAGAAACCAAGAAAGUGCUCAAGGCAUCGCGAAGGGAUCUACCCUACAUCCUCAGCAAGGGCUUAUCUGGUGGUACCACAGUUUCAGCUACCAUGAUGAUAGCACACAAAGUUGGCAUUCCAUUGCUUGUAACUGGUGGGAUCGGAGGAGUGCAUCGUGAUGGACAAAACACAUUGGAUAUAAGCACAGAUCUGACUGAGCUGGGACGCAAUCCUGUCACUGUGAUUUCAGCUGGAGUCAAAUCCAUCCUGGAUAUUGGACGAACACUGGAAUACUUGGAGACCCUUGGGGUAUGUGUGGCGACAUUUGGAAAAUCACGUGACUUCCCAGCAUUUUUUAUUCCAAAAAGUGGUUUUCAAUCCCCUUACAAUGUCACUGAUGAAGAGGAAGCAGCCCAACUUAUUGCCAAUGCCCAUAAAUUUGGCCAGGACAGCAGUGUGCUGAUAGCUGUCCCUAUUCCAGAGGAGCAGGCAGCAUCAAGCCUGAUUAUUGAUGAUGCGAUCCAGCAAGCCUUGGAAGAAGCAAGGGAUAAAGGUAUCCUGGGCAAAGAUGUUACUCCCUUUGUUCUGAACAGAAUUUAUGAGCUCACCAAAGGAAUUUCACUGACUACCAACAUCGCUCUCAUCAAGAACAAUGCAAAAGUAGGCAGCCGCAUAGCCUGUGCGCUCACCAGGCAGAGUUACCGUAAGUUCAGCACCCUGUCACAACCACCAAGGGCAAAGCAUGGUGCUCUUGCACAGCCAGUAGUGAUUGGUGGCUGCAAUGUUGAUUUCAUUGCAAAGGCAAAACAAGGCAAUUUGGUGUUCAACGGAUUCACAAACAAUGGCACUGUACAGCAGUCAACAGGGGGAGUUGGCAGAAACCUUGCAGACUGCCUAAGUCGCCUAGGGUUGAAUCCACUUUUCAUCUCCGCCAUCGGAAAGGAUGCAAAUGGAGACGCAGUUCUUCGCUUUUGCAGUCAUAUGGAUACCAGUGCUGUGGUAAUGUUACCAGGACAUAGCACAGCUGUGUACUGUGCAGUGAUCACAGCGAAUGGAGAGUUAAGCCUGGGCCUUGGAGACAUGGACAUUCACUGUCAAAUAACAGAGCAAUAUGUUUCUAAGUUCAAGGAGCAACUCCAGUCAGCCUCAUUGGUGUGUCUAGAUGGAAAUAUCCCCACGUCAACCAUCAAUUAUGUCUGCAGCCUCGCAGAAGAACAUGGAAUACCAGUGUUGUUCGAACCGACAAACAGUAUCUCGGCUUGCAAACCAUUCAAGUCAGAUAGUUGGAAAAGCCUGGCAUACACAUCACCCAAUCUGAUGGAGCUACGGUCAAUGAAUGAGGUGCUCGGAUUACCAGUACCAGCAGAGUUGCCCUCAGUGAUGGAUGAUGUCAUUGGUGUUGCGCUGGACAUGUCACGGCCACUGUUGAAACACUUGAAAUGUGUGAUUGUAACCUUGGGUCAACAAGGUGUGAUUCUAUGUGGUAAAAGUGAAGAAGGAACUAUUUCUCUUCAACCAAAGAAAGCCCCUAAGAUUGUACCUGGUAAGAUUUGUGCUAUCCAUUACCCAGCAAUUGCUGUUGAAACAGAAGAAAUAGUGAACGUAUCUGGAGCUGGUGACAGCCUUGCUGCUGGAAUUAUAGCGGGUAUUCUGACAGGACAGGAAACCCAUACCUGCAUCAGGAUGGGGUUGUUGGCUGCCAGCUACUCACUCAGGUCACAAGAAGCCAUAUCCACAUUAAUCAACACAGACAGUGUGAACCCACAGCAGGUCAUCGACAGAGUGUGGCAGCAACCGACAUACCAUUGUGAGAACAAGCCACCAACAGCGAACAAUAACUCCCCAGAUAUUUGAUCAGAUGGCAACUUGCUUAUUUGGGAUUGAUGAAAAAUAGCCAGAUAUGAUGUUGGCUCAAAGAGUCCUUGGUUAACUAAUUAUGAACAAUUAUUAUUGCAAUUCCUACUAAUUCACACCAUUAAACCGCCCAGAAUUUAACACUAAU
Messenger RNA from Carcharodon carcharias (great white shark), 2401 nucleotides. RefSeq lists its product as uncharacterized. The transcript has 19 exons. Bases 106 to 2253 code for a protein of 715 amino acids. NCBI's taxonomy places the organism in Eukaryota, Metazoa, Chordata, Chondrichthyes, Lamniformes, Lamnidae. Gene Ontology annotation, molecular function: kinase activity; pseudouridylate synthase activity. The record is from RefSeq and is a predicted model, not a curated record.